This is a messenger RNA of Nasonia vitripennis (jewel wasp), 1022 nucleotides long. Its product is annotated as transmembrane protein 231. The record is from RefSeq and is a predicted model, not a curated record. The transcript has 5 exons. Lineage: Eukaryota; Metazoa; Arthropoda; Insecta; Hymenoptera; Pteromalidae. Gene Ontology annotation, cellular component: ciliary transition zone; ciliary membrane. The coding region runs from base 63 to 959 and encodes 298 amino acids. Gene Ontology annotation, biological process: regulation of protein localization; cilium assembly.
GCUCCUAACACAGUGCACUAUGAAAGAGUUUUUUUUUCUUUGUAAAUAAUCUAAGAACUACAAUGCCAAUAUUAGAUAUAUAUUCUAGUAAUAUCAAAUAUUUGUAUAGAGUAAGAAUUUGCUCCAUUAGUGCAUUUGUUGUACUAAUAGCAGUUAUAUUUACACUAGUAACUCCAUUCAUUUUUGUCUAUCAUGCAGGGGGGUUUUGGAUUAGAACUAGGACAUACUGGGAGAAACCAAAUGUUCAUUUCAAGCAUAAAUACUUUUUAUUGAUCGAACAAGAGAAUUCCAAUCCCAUGAUCUGUUCCACAUUUACUCAUUAUAAAGAUAAUGCUAUUAAAGAUGACUGUCACAUAGUCAAGAUCCAAGAAGUGGAUAAUGAUAAAAACGGAUUCCAAGAUUUGCUUCAUUUUGAAGCUGUUUUCUUCACAAGUAAACCUAUCAGAUCACUUAUGCUGCUAUUAUUUUUUAAUUACGAAUUGAAGGAGCAUAUUCAUGUGGUGCUUGAAGCGAUGACAGUGAUAGAAUAUACAGUGGCACAUGAAGUUCAGGAACUACACUUUAUUGGGGAUUUGAUGCUCCGACAAAACAAUGUUCUACUUCAUGACGAAAUCUACUAUUUGGAGGACAACAGUACUGACCUAAAUACAUUUUCAUUAUCUGACUUGUUGGUGGAAAACAGCAAUCGCUUACUUUCAGGUAAAAUUGACAAUCUAAGAGUGUUCCCCAAGUUGGGAUUCAUCAAAGAUGAGCCAGUGAGAGUAAAAGCAGAAGUCUUUUACGUCACCCAGUCGAUGAACUAUCAGCCAGGCUUUUGGGAAGAAAUGAAGUGGGCAUGGAUGCAGUAUCUAUCUAUUCUGGUGGUCGUGAUAUACUUUGUAAGAAGAGGCCUGACGAGAAUGUUUGCUGCCAAGCGUUUGAGGAGUUACAUCGUGGUACCAUGGGAUAAGAUUAAGUAAAUUUUUUAAGAGUUUUAUAUGUCGAUGUAAAUUUUGUACCAAUAAAAUCAGUUUUUUAUAUAA